AUGGCACAACCAGCACCAUCUUCUUCUUCUUCUCCUUUUACCUAUGAUGUCUUUCUGAGCUUUCAUGGAAAAGAUACUCGCUUUGGAUUUACUGGUAAUCUUUAUGAUAAACUCUGUCAAAGGGGAAUCCGCACCUUCAUUGAUGACGUGGAGCUUCCGAGAGGGGAUGAAAUCACACCAUCACUUAUCAACGCAAUUGAAAACUCGAGGACUGCCAUCAUAGUCUUCUCUAAGAACUAUGCAUCUUCCUCUUUUUGCUUAGAUGAACUUGUCAACAUCAUUGCCUGCAUCAAAGAUAAGGGUCGGUUUGUUUUGCCUGUUUUUUAUGACGUGGAGCCCUCUGAUGUGAGGCAUCAGAGAGGUAGCUAUGAAGAAGCACUGGCUCUUCAUGAGAAGAGGUUCAAGGAUGACACUGACAAUAAGGAGAAGCUGCAAAAAUGGAGGAUGGCUCUGCGUCAAGCAGCUGACUUGUCUGGCCAUCAUUUGAAACUUGGGGUUGGGUAUGAAUAUCAGUUUAUUGAGAAGAUCAUUAAAGAUGUCUCCAACAAGAUUAAUCCUGCUCCUUUACAUGUUGCGGAUUGCCUAGUCGGACUGGAAUCUCGAGUGCUGGAAGUAAAGAAGCUUCUGGAUAUCAGCUCCGACAGAGUUCACAUCGUAGGGAUCCAUGGAAUUGGGGGAAUAGGGAAAACAACGCUUGCAUGGGCAGUUUAUGAUUCAAUUGCUGUCUGUUUUGACAGUGUGUGUUUUCUGGAGCGUGUGAGAGAGAAUUCAAAUACAUAUCUCCAAAAGAUGCUUCUUUCUAAACUAACUGGAGAGAAGGAUAUUAUAUUUACAAGUGCCAGAGAAGGAAUUUCGGAAAUAAGAAAAAGGUUACGUCAGAAGAAGGUUCUUUUGGUUCUUGAUGAUGUUAACGCAUCAGAGCAGUUGCAUGAUUUGGUUGGAGAACCUAAUUGGUUUGGUCUUGGCAGCAGAGUGAUCAUUACCACUCGGGACAAACACUUGCUAGCAAGACAUGGGGUUGGAAAAACAUAUGAGGUAGAUGAGUUGAAUAAGACAGAAGCUCUUGAAUUGUUUAGGAGGAAUGCUUUCAAAAAUAAUGUAGUUCCUGGAAGUUUUGAGGAUAUAAUAAACCGUGCAGUAACUUAUGCUUCUGGCCUUCCACUGGCUUUGGAAGUAAUAGGUUCCAACUUGUUUGGAAAAAGUCUAAAAGAAUGGAAGUCUGCAUUAGAUAGGUAUGAAAGGAUUCCUAAUGAAGAGGUCCAAAAGAUACUUAAAGUAAGCUUUGAUGCUUUAAAGGAAGAUGAGAAGAGUGUUUUUCUUGAUAUUGCUUGUUGCUUCAAAGGUUAUCGACUGAUAGAGGUUGAAGAUAAAUUUCAUGCUCAUCAUGGUGACUGCAUGACAUAUCACAUUAGAGAGCUGAUUGAAAAGUCUCUCAUAAAGAUUAGUAAGGAUGACAAGGUGACACUACAUGACUUGAUAGAGGAUAUGGGUAAAGAAAUUGUUCGACAAGAGUCACCGAAAGAGCCUGGGAAACGCAGUAGAUUGUGGUUCCAUAAAGAUAUAGUUCAAGUUUUAGAAGGCAAUAUGGGAACGAGUAAUAUUGAAAUUAUAUAUCUGGUGGAUUUCCCCAAAUAUGAAGGAGUGAAUUGGAAUGGAAAUGCCUUCAAGAAGAUGACAAAUCUAAAAACACUUAUUAUUAGAAAUUGUCAUUUUUCGGAAGGUCCUAAACAAUUUCCAAAUUGUUUGAGAGUGCUGGAAUGGUGGGGGUUUACUAUACAGUCUUUACCUUCUAAUUUUCAUCCAAGAAGACUUUCCAUAUUCAGGUUACCAUAUAGUUCCUUAAUGUCACUCCAUUUGGCAAAGUCUCUGAAGCAAAUGGUGAAUUUAAGAUAUUUGGAUCUCUCCGGGUGUAACUAUAUAACAGAGAUACCUGAUGUAUCUAGUGUCCCGAAUUUAGAAGAAAUGUCAUUUCCAGGAUGCAUCAAUUUGAUCAAAAUUCAUGAAUCGAUUGGAUUCUUGGAUAAACUUAGAAUCUUGAAUGCUUUUGGUUGCAGAUCUCUUAAGAGUUUUCCACCUAUCAAGUUGACCUCUCUUCAAGAACUUCGUCUUUCAUAUUGCUCUAGUCUUGAGAGUUUUCCAGAAAUAUUAGGAGAGAUGAAAAAUAUAACAGAGCUUUAUUUGCAUGGUACUUCCAUAAAAGAAUUGCCAUUUUCAAUUCGGAAUCUUACUCGGCUACAAAAGAUAGAACUGAUCAAUAACUUUGAACGGGUCCAGGUGGAAGUUCUAAGUCUCAUUGUCGGGUUUCCAGAACUUGAGCAAUUGACCGUUGAGGAAUGUAAAGGGUUGCAAUUUUCUAAACAGGAUGAUAGCAAAGAAAAAGUGAGCUCAAACGUGAAACUUUCAUGGCUUCAUCUCCGAUGUUGCAAGAUAUCAGAUGACUUCCUUCGAACAGGUCUCACUUGGUUUGCCAACAUUAAAGAGUUAGACCUGUCUAACAAUAUUUUCACAAUUCUUCCAGCAUGCCUGAAGGAAUGUCACUUUUUGAAGCAACUUUUUUUGAACAGGUGCAUGCUUCUUCAAGAAAUAAGAGGGAUUCCACCCAACUUAGAAAUAUUCUUUGCAAUAGGAUGCAUCUCAUUGGAAGAAUUGGACCUCAAUGAAUGUCGCUUUUUGAGGAAUCUUAUCUUGGAUUAUUGCAAGAAUCUUCGAGAUAUUAGAGGAAUUCUGCGGAACUUGGAAUUUCUCUCUGCAAUAGAAUGCCCAUCAUUGACUUCCCAGUGUGCAAGCAUGUUAAUGAAUGAGGUUCCUAUUUUAUUACAUACCAGAGAUAAUGCAAUUCAUCUUGGAAUUUCUGUUACUCCGGUGUCCACUAUAACUAAUAAACCAGAACUGAUUUUGGGCAAGUUGGAAGAUAUAAACUCUUUGGUAUCUUCUCCGGUGUGUUUGGACUUACAUCUAACAGUUGCCGUCUGCUUUGCAGAGGACAUACCUGAGGGAGAGAGCUUAGUUAUGAUUAUAUUUGCUGCAAGGGAAGAAUUAUCAAAGUUGGGUGUAUCAGUUGCAACUGUGGUUCUCGACAACGCAUUUUGCAUACUUAAGUUCGAAGAUGCCAAUUCCAGCAGGAAAUUUCUGUGUCCUUUAAGAGAAACACAAGAAGAAUCCCUUGUUACAUGUAUCCAUGAGUACCAUGAUAAAGACUCUGCCGUACUUAUUGACUCUCAGAUUGCUUAUGAGUUAUUUGUAACUUUCCGAGGCCCAGAUACUCGCCACGGUUUUACUGGCUAUCUCUAUAAUGCUCUUCUUAACAGUGGAAUCCACACCUUCAUUGAUGACGAGAAGCUUCAGAAAGGGGACGAAAUCACACCAUCACUUCUCAAGGCUAUUCAACAGUCCAGGAUUGGUAGGUUGGUUUUGCCUGUUUUCUAUGACGUGGAUCCUUCUGAUGUGCGAUAUCAGAGAGGUAGUUACGGAGAAGCACUGGCUAAACAUAAGGAGAGGUUCAAGGAUAACAUGCAGAGGUUGCAUAGAUGGACAACGGCUUUGGAGCAAGUGGCUAACUUGUCUGGUUUUCAUUUCAAACAUGGGGAUGGAUAUGAGUACGAGUUUAUUGGGAGGAUUGUCAAAGAGAUUUCCGGCAAGAUUAAUCGUGCUCCUUUACAUGUUGAGGAUCACCCUGUUGGACUAGAGUCUAGAUUGUUAGAAGUAAAGGCGCUUCUAGAUCUUGGAUCAGAUGAUGGAGUCCACAUGGUAGGGAUAUAUGGUAUUGGCGGAAUCGGUAAAACGACAAUUGCUCGAGCAGUUUAUAAUUUGAUUGCUGACCAAUUUGAUAAUUUGUGUUUUCUUCAUGACGUGAGAGAAAAUUCAAUAAAACAUGGCUUGCAACAUCUUCAAGAGAUGCUCCUUUCUAAAAUUGUUGGAUUAAACAUUAAGUUAGGAGAUGUCAACGAAGGAAUUCCAAUAAUACAACAAAGAUUAUGUCGAGAGAAGGUUCUUUUGAUUCUUGAUGAUGUUGACACAUUGAAGCAGUUACAGGCUAUGAUAGGAAGACCGGACUGGUUUGGUCCGGGCAGCAGAAUCAUCAUCACGACUAGGGACAAAAAGGUCCUAGCAUGUCACGAGGUUAUAAGAACAUAUGAGGUGAAGGAGUUGAAUGAGAAAGAUGCUCUUGAAUUGCUUAGAUGGAAAGCUUUUAAAAAUAACAAAGUUAGUCCAUGUUACUUGGAUGUUUUAAAUCGUGCAGUAACUUAUGCUUUUGGCCUUCCAUUGGCUUUGGAAGUAAUAGGUUCCAACUUGUUUGGAAAAAGUGUAAAAGAAUGGAAGUCUGCAUUGGAUAGGUAUGAAAGGAUUCCUAAUGAAGAGAUCCAAAAGAUACUUAAGGUAAGCUUUGAUGCUUUAGAGGAAGAUGAGCAGAGUGUUUUUCUUGAUAUCGCUUGUUGCUUUAAGGGGUAUCCAUUGGUGGAGGUUGAAGAUAUACUUCAUGCUCAUCAUGGUGACUGCAUGACAUAUCACAUAGGAGUGUUGGUUGAAAAAUGUCUCAUAAAGAUUAGUUCUUGUGGUGAGUUGACACUACAUGACUUGAUAGAGGAUAUGGGUAAAGAAAUUGUCCGAAAGGAGUCAGCAAAAGAGCCUGGGAAACGCAGUAGACUAUGGUUCCAUGAAGAUAUAGUUCAAGUUUUUGAAGACAAUACAGGAACUAGUAAUAUUGAAAUGAUAUAUCUGCACUUCCCAAAAUUUGAAGAAGUAGUGAAGUGGGAUGGAAAGGCCUUCAAGAAGAUGACAAACCUAAAAACACUUAUUAUUAAAAAUGGUCAUUUUUCGGAAGCUCCUAAACAAUUUCCAAAGUGUUUAAGAGUGCUGGAAUGGUGGCGGUUUCCUUCACAGUCUUUACCAUCUAAUUUGCAUCCAACAAAUCUUGCCAUAUUCAGGUUACCAGGAAGUUCCUUAAUGUUACUUGAGUUGGCCAAGUUUUUGAAGAAGUUCAUGAAUAUAAGAGUUUUGGAUUUCAGCAAGUGUGAAUGUAUAACAGAGAUACCUGAUGUAUCUGGUGUCCCAAAUUUAGAAAAAAUAUCAGUUAAGGAAUGUGUGAAUUUAACUAAAGUUCAUGAAUCAGUUGGAUUCCUAGAUAAACUCAAAUUCUUAAAUGCUUUUGGUUGCCGCAAGCUUAGGAGUUUCCCACCUAUCAAGUUGACCUCUCUUAAAGAAUUGGAACUUUCAUAUUGCUCGAGUCUUGAGAUUUUUCCAGAAAUAUUAGGAGAGAUGGAAAAUGUUACAGAGCUUUAUUUGGUGGGAACUCCCAUAAAAAGAUUGCCUUUUUCAAUUCGAUAUCUUACACGGCUACAAGAGAUAGAACUGCAUUCAUGUGUAUGGGUUCAGAUAGAACUUCCAAGUAGCAUUGUCAUGUUAUCAGAACUUGAGCGGUUGUGUUUUGGGACAUGUGAUGGGUUGCAUUUAUCUAAACAAGAUGAAGGUGAAGAAAAAGUGAGCUCAAACAUGGAACGUCUUCAUCUCCAAGACUGCAACAUAUCAGAUGAAUUCCUUAGAAUAGGUCUCACUUGUUUUGCCAAUGUGAAACAGUUAGACCUGUCUGACAAUAGUUUCACAAUUCUUCCGGCGUGCAUCAAAGAAUGUCGCUUUUUGAGGGAACUUAAUUUAAAUAGAUGCAGGCUUCUUCAAGAAAUCAGAGGGAUUCCACCCAACUUGGAAUUAUUCCGUGCACAAUAUUGUACAUGUAACACCCCGUUCUAG
Messenger RNA from Gastrolobium bilobum, 5745 nucleotides. Its product is annotated as disease resistance protein Roq1-like. The transcript is spliced from 14 exons. Gene Ontology annotation, molecular function: ADP binding; protein binding; ATP hydrolysis activity. Bases 1 to 5745 code for a protein of 1914 amino acids. Gene Ontology annotation, biological process: defense response; signal transduction. The record is from RefSeq and is a predicted model, not a curated record. NCBI's taxonomy places the organism in Eukaryota, Viridiplantae, Streptophyta, Magnoliopsida, Fabales, Fabaceae.